UGUGUGAAGCGCGCACGCGUGCCAAACUGCGUGGGAAUGGCUGUUGGUGCUUGGGAUGGAUGGAGUGGGUUGGGCCGAGCGGAGCCAGCCGAGCGCUACAUGAGUUUCUAAUGUCCGCCAUGUUGGCCAUGGCGCAUUGAACCGGGGAGGGAGAGCGGAGCGCCACGGGAAACCACACCGACACAGAACCACCGAGACGCGGGCCCGCCCGGCUCUCCUCGCGCUGCUACGCACCCGAGGCCGGCCCCGAUCGAGCCGCUCGCUCCAGGAGACCCUCCCGGAUCCAUCCAUGACAACUACAGGCACAAUUCCUCGCAGAUAGACUCGAUUUAUGCUGCAUCUUGUCAUUUUAAUAUUAAAACAAUGAGUAAAUUGUCGUUUCGGGCGCGGGCGCUGGAUGCUAGUAAGCCUCUGCCCGUCUUCCGCUGCGAGGAUUUACCGGACCUGCACGAAUAUGCUUCGAUAAACCGGGCAGUGCCGCAGAUGCCAACCGGGAUGGAAAAGGAGGAAGAAUCGGAGCAUCAUCUCCAGCGGGCCAUCUCGGCGCAGCAGGUCUACGGCGAGAAGCGGGACAACAUGGUCAUCCCCGUGCCCGAGGCCGAACGCAACAUCACGCACUAUGAGUCCCUGUACCCCGGGGAGUUCAAAAUGCCAAAGCAGCUUAUUCACAUACAGCCUUUCGGUCUGGAUACAGAGCAGCCAGACUACGACCUCGAUUCAGGGGACGAGACUUUUGUGAAUAAGCUAAAGAAGAAAAUGGAAAUCACCGCAAUGCAGUUUGAAGAAAUGAUUGACCGCCUGGAGAAAGGCAGCGGACAACAGUUUGUCAGUCUCCAGGAGGCCAAGCUGCUGCUGAAGGAGGAUGACGAGCUGAUCAAGGAAGUGUUUGACUACUGGAGCCGCAAGAGGAAGGUGUGCAAAUUUGGCACCUUCGUCUCCAACGUCAAGCAGGAGAAGCGGGACGGCUCCAGCACCAGCGACCCCUACGUGGCCUUUCGCAGACGGACGGAGAAGAUGCAGACCAGGAAGAACCGUAAGAAUGACGAGGCGUCAUACGAGAAGAUGCUGAAGCUUCGCAGGGACCUCAGCCGCACAGUCACCAUCCUGGAGAUGAUCAAGAGGAGGGAGAAGAGCAAGAGGGAAAUGCUCCACCUCACGCUGGAGAUUGUGGAGAAGAGAAACACCUUGCCCGACUUUGGCACCGAGGUUAUGGCAGAGGCGCUUGCCCAGCAGGCUCUGGUGAAGCCCGUCUACACCAUCCCCAUCAUUCCCAGUGCCAACCAAUAUCGACACCAGGACCACUUGGACAUGAAGGACUACAAGAAGCAGGAGAAGACGGAGAUAGUGCGAACCAAAAGAAAAUAUGAAAAGAAGCCCAAGAUCCCCCCUCUGUCUGCGCCCCAUCACACGGGACCCUCGGUGUUUAAUCUCAAAGACCUCAACCAGUAUGACUUUCCCAGUUCUGACGAUGAACCCUUCUCACAGAUUCAUUCAGGUUCUUCAGAGGCAGAAGAAGAGAACGACCCAGAUGGCUGCUACGCAUUCAGGAGGAAGGCUGGCUGUCAUUACUACGCUUCAAGUCCCGGCCAGAGUGACAGCUGGCCGUGGGUGAGCCCGCUGGAGGGCGGCCUCGGUCACCCGCGCUUCCGCUACUGUCUGACCUCCCUGAACACGCCGCGGCGCUGCGUCGGCCUGGCUCGACGCCGCGUGGGCCGAGGAGGCAGGUUCUUGUUGGAUCGAGCGCACGCCGACCUCGACGCCGUCUGUCAGUACCUGGACUCUGACCCGCAGCCCAAAUCCUUCUCCACGCCACUUCCAAGCUCUCCGCUCCGCAACUCCAGUACCUCAGAAACCGAUACCUCGGACCCUAGCGGCUCUUCCCGCCCUCUCGACUCCGCCGCCUCGUCGUCCGGCAUGACCGUGGACCUCAGCCGGAUUCUUUUGAACAUUAAAUCGUGCCGCUGGAGGCAUUUCCGACCACGGACGCUAUCCCAGCACAUGUCGGGUGCAGGAGACUUGUCUCUUAAAGGAUUUGGGGAUUUUAGUCGGGUCGUGUCGGGACUAACUCGGAGCCUGUCUGGAGGAUCCUUCUCACAGAACCGCACCGGUCCAGCUGCUCCUGUCAAAAUGUUCACGGUGGAGCAGUACCAGCAGCACCGAGAGCAGCUGGCCGUCAUGCUGGAGCAGAGCCAACAUCAGCAGCAGCAACAACAGCAAGAAGACAAACAACAACAGCAGCAGCAGCGGCAAAAGGAGCAGCACCGUCAACAAAUCCAACACGCCAACAACUCCCUAAGCGUAACCAGCCCGCUUAUCAGUCAGGUUCUGGUGUCCAAGACCUUAGACCAGGCCAGCGCCCAGUUUGCAGCCUCGGCCCUCGUCACCGCCGACCAGCUGCUGGCCUUCAAGUCCAAAGAGGAGCUGGUGGUGGCCAGCGGGGUUAACGGCGUACUGGGAGCAGGCGUGUUGAAAGGUUUGCAUCUGUCCAGCACGGCCGCAGCGCUUCACCCCGGCCACCAGCCGCCCACGCCGGCCGCCCACGCUUUCUCGCAGCCCUCGCCACAUCCGGCCGCCCCUCCGGCCGCCACCAAGGCCGUCCCCGUCUCCCUGGCGGCCGCCCCCGGCAACCACGCGCCGCUGGGCCUGCUGGGGUGCGGCCCGGCCGGCGCCGCCCCUCCCGCCGCUCAGGUGCUCAUCGGGAGCAACAUCUGUCUGAGCGUCCCAUCAGCCGCCAAUCUGGCAGGGCGCCACCUGCCCCGUGCCCUGGCCGGUGUGCCGCCCUCUGCCUUAAAACUGUCCACCGCCAACAACCUGCAGAAGCCCAAAGUCUCUGCCACGCCGUCCAUAGACAUCAACUCCAGGGAGAAGCGCGAGGAGGACAAAUCGUCACUGAACAGCAUAGCAGACAACACAGUGGCCAUGGAAGUGACGUAGUGGCGGGGAAGGGGGGCUGGAUCUUUGGAGUUUUCCGGUGCUGUGCACCGGAGCGUCUUGGGUGUGGAGGGGAUGCCAAAA
This is a messenger RNA of Phycodurus eques (leafy seadragon), 3015 nucleotides long. Its product is annotated as enhancer of polycomb homolog 1-like. Gene Ontology annotation, cellular component: piccolo histone acetyltransferase complex. Lineage: Eukaryota; Metazoa; Chordata; Actinopteri; Syngnathiformes; Syngnathidae. Gene Ontology annotation, biological process: regulation of transcription by RNA polymerase II. The record is from RefSeq and is a predicted model, not a curated record.